AUGUCGAGAAAUAUUACAGUAGCAGCAAUCCUCAUGUUACUGACAGGAGUUCAGGCUCAGCACAGUGUAACUCUCUCCUCUCAGAGUCUCUGUGCUGUUACUGGAUCUACAGUAAAAAUCCCCUGUACAUUUACAAAACCUUAUCAGUCCAGUGUCACACAGAGAGAGUGGUAUCGAGUCCAGAGCUCUGAAAGAGAACCACAAAACCUGAGCAAAGAUCCACAAUACUCAGGACGAGUGUCUGUAAGAACCUGGUGGUCUGACUGUGAGCUGACACUGAGAAAUGUGAGAGUGAGUGACUCUGGAGUUUAUAACUUUAGAUUUAAAACACAGAUAAGUGUCUGGAUAUCAGCCUCAUCUGGAGUUCGACUGACUGUUACAGACUUGCAGUUGAAGGUGAAUCCUAACACUGUAGGACAGAGAGAAGUGAAAGUGACCUGUAGCUCCACCUGCAGCAUCAGCACACACCGUUACUACUGGUACAGGAAUGGCAAUUACAUCAGAUAUACCACUGACGCCUCCAUUGUGCUCGACUCAACCAGUCCACAUGAUGAAGGCAGCUACUCCUGUCAGGUGUAUGGGAAAGAACACCGCUCUCCUCCAGUGUGUGUACUGGGUAAAGAGUGUUGGGGUGUGACUUACACUCCUGAACAUGUGUGUGCUCUGAAAGACACAUCGAUUGAUUUGUCCUGCUCUUAUAAACACCCUGCAGGCCACACAGUGAUAAAAUCAGUGUGGUUCAUUAAACAGCAAGCUGGUGUUGAACCUGAGGAUGUGAGAGAGGAUGAGGAGUAUCAGGGCCGAGUGCAGUACACACACAGCUCCCAGAAUAACUGUAGUCUGAGAAUCACUAAACUGAGAGAGAGAGACGCUCAAACAUACAGAUUCAGAUUCAACACUGAUGAUCCUAAAGGGAAAUACACCGGCAAACCUGGAGUCUCUCUGUCUGUUACAGAACUGAAGGUUACAGUAUCAGACUUGAGUAAUGGGUAUAAAAAUCUGAGCUGUUUCACCACUUGCACUCUGUCUAACAACCCCACUUACAUCUGGUACAAGAACGGACAGCGUGUCACUGACCGGGACAGAAAUGAACUGUCUGUCAGUAGUGAGGAUGCAGGCAGCUACUCCUGUGCUGUAAGAGGACAUGAGGAGCUUCGCUCUCCUGCUGUCUGUCUUUUCGAUAAGAAGAGCUGCUGGAGCGUGACUUACUCCACCCAGACUAUCUGCUCACUGAUUGGCUCAUCAGUGGACAUGCACAGUUAUUACACCUUCCCUGAUCAUUACAAGGUCACAAAAGUGUUCUGGUUCAUUAAAGAGCAGGUUGGUUCUGAGCCUGUGGAUGUGAGAGAGGAUAAGGAGUAUCAGGGCCGAGUGCAGUACACACAGAGCUCCCAGAAUAACUGUAGUCUGAGAAUCACUAACCUGAGAGAGAGAGACGCUCAAACCUACAGAUUCAGAUUCUACACUGAUGAUCCUAAAGGGAAAUACACCGGCCAACCUGGAGUCUCUCUGUCUGUCACAGAUCUGAAGGUUACAGCAUCAGACUGGCGUAAUGGGUAUAAAAAGCUGAGCUGUUUCACCACCUGCACUCUGUCUAACAACCCCACUUACAUCUGGUACAAGAACGGACAGCGUGUUACUGACCCGGACAGAAAUGAACUGUCUGUCAGUAGUGAGGAUGCAGGCAGCUACUCCUGUGCUGUAAGAGGACAUGAGGAGCUUCGCUCUCCUGCUGUCUGUGUUUCUGAUGAGAAAAGCUGCUGGAGUGUGACCUACUCCACCCAGACUAUCUGCUCUCUGAUUGGCUCAUCAGUGGACAUACUGAGUUACUAUACCUUUCCUAACAAUCAGAAAAUGACAAAAGUGUUCUGGUUCAUUAGAGAGCAGCCUGAUGCUGAGCCUGUGGAUGUGAAAGAGGAUGAGGAGUAUCAGGGCCGAGUGCAGUACACACAGAGCUCCCAGAAUAACUGUAGUCUGAGAAUCACUAACCUGACAGAGAGAGACGCUCAAACAUACAGAUUCAGAUUCUACACUGAUGAUCCUACAGGCAAAUACACCGGCCAGCCUGGAGUCUCUCUGUCUGUUACAGAUCUGAAGAUUAUGGUAUCGGACUCAGGUAGUGGACAAAAGAAGCUGAGCUGCAUCACUACCUGCACUCUGUCUAACAGACCCACUUACAUCUGGUACAAGAACGGACAGCGUGUGUCUGACUGUAAAUCUGCCUCCUGCUCUGUAGCUGCAGUCAGUGGUGCGGUCAGUUACAGCUGUGCUGUUGAAGGCCAUGACAGUCUCCUCUCUCCUCCAGUGUAUUCCCCUAAAGACACCAGAGCAGUGGUUCUUUCCUCUGGACACACAGUGGAGGGGGAUUCAGUGACUCUGAGCUGUAGCAGUGAUGCAAACCCUCCUGUUCUCACCUACUCCUGGUUUAAGCAGAGAGCAGCUACAGACACACUGCUGACAACAGGCCAGAAUUACAGCAUCAGCAGCAUCAGCUACCAGCACAGCGGACUGUACUACUGCACUGCUCGCAACCAGCUGGGACAGCACAACUCUACACCAAAACGCCUGGACGUGUUAUAUUCCCCUAAAAACACCAGUGCAGUGGUUCUUUCCUCUGGACACACAGUGGAAGGGGGUUCAGUGACUCUGAGCUGUAGCAGUGAUGCAAACCCUCCUGUACUCACUUAUUCCUGGUUUAAGCAGAGAGCAGCUGCAGACACACUGCUGACAACAGGCCAGAAUUACACCAUCAGCAACAUCAGCUCCCAGCACAGCGGACUGUACUACUGCACUGCUCACAACCAGCUGGGACAGCACAACUCUACACCAAAACGCCUGGACGUGUUAUAUUCCCCUAAAAACACCAGUGCAGUGGUUCUUUCUUCUGGAGACACAGUGGAAGGGGGUUCAGUGACUCUGAGCUGUAGCAGUGAUGCAAACCCUCCUGUUCUCACUUAUUCCUGGUUUAAGCAGAGAGCAGCUGCAGACACACUGCUGACAACAGGCCAGAAUUACAGCAUCAGCAACAUCAGCUCCCAGCACAGCGGACUGUACUACUGCACUGCUCACAACCAGCUGGGACAGCACAACUCUACACCAACACACCUGGAUGUGUUAUAUUCCCCUAAAGACACCAGAGCUGUGGUUCUUUCUUCUGGAGACACAGUGGAGGGGGAUUCAGUGACUCUGAGCUGUAGCAGUGAUGCAAACCCUCCUGUUCUCACCUACUCCUGGUUUAAGCAGAGAGCAGCUGCAGACACACUGCUGACAACAGGCCAGAAUUACACCAACAGCAGCAUCAGCUCCCAGCACAGCGGACUGUACUACUGCACUGCUCGCAACCAGCUGGGACAGCACAACUCUACACCAACACGCCUGGAUGUGUUAUAUUCCCCUAAAGACACCAUUGCAGUGGUUCUUUCCUCUGGAGACACAGUGGAGGGGGAUUCAGUGACUCUGAGCUGUAGCAGUGAUGCAAACCCUCCUGUACUCACUUAUUCCUGGUUUAAGCAGAGAGCAGCUGCAGACACACUGCUGACAACAGGCCAGAAUUACAGCAUCAGCAGCAUCAGCUCCCAGCACAGCGGACUGUACUACUGCACUGCUCACAACCAGCUGGGACAGCACAACUCUACACCAACACACCUGGAUGUGUUAUAUUCCCCUAAAAACACCAGAGCAGUGGUUCUUUCUUCUGGAGACACAGUGGAGGGGGGUUCAGUGACUCUGAGCUGUAGCAGUGAUGCAAACCCUCCUGUUCUCAACUACUCCUGGUUUAAGCAGAGAGCAGCUGCAGACACACUGCUGACAACAGGCCAGAAUUACACCAUCAGCAACAUCAGCUCCCAGCACAGCGGACUGUACUACUGCACUGCUCACAACCAGCUGGGACAGCACAACUCUACACCAACACACCUGGAUGUGUUAGAUUCCCCUAAAAACACCAGUGCAGUGAUUCUUUCCUCUGGAGACACAGUGGAGGGAGAUUCAGUGACUCUGAGCUGUAGCAGUGAUGCAAACCCUCCUGUUCUCACCUACUCCUGGUUUAAGCAGAGAGCAGAUGCAGACACACUGCUGACAACAGGCCAGAAUUACAGCAUCAGCAGCAUCAGCUCCCAGCACAGCGGACUGUACUACUGCACUGCUCACAACCAGCUGGGACAGCACAACUCUACACCAACACACCUGGAUGUGUUACAUUCCCCUAAAGACACCAGUGCAGUGGUUCUUUCCUCUGGAGACAUAGUGGAGGGGGAAUCAGUGACUCUGAGCUGUAGAAGUGAUGCAAACCCUCCUGUUCUCACCUACUCCUGGUUUAAGCAGAGAGCAGCUGCAGACACACUGCUGACAAUAGGCCAGAAUUACAGCAUCAGCAGCAUCAGCUCCCAGCACAGCGGACUGUACUACUGCACUGCUCACAACCAGCUGGGACAGCACAACUCUACACCAACACGCCUGGACGUGUUAGAUUCCCCUAAAGACACCAGAGCAGUGGUUCUUUCCUCUGGACACACAGUGGAGGGGGAUUCAGUGACUCUGAGCUGUAGCAGUGAUGCAAACCCUCCUCUUCUCAACUACACCUGGUUUAAGCAGAGAGCAGCUGCAGACACACUGCUGACAACAGGCCAGAAUUACACCAUCAGCAGCAUCAGCUCCCAGCACAGCGGACUGUACUACUGCACUGCUCGCAACCAGCUGGGACAGCACAACUCUACACCAAAACGCCUGGACGUGUUAUAUUCCCCUAAAGACACCAGUGCAGUGGUUCUUUCCUCUGGAGACACAGUGGAGGGGGGUUCAGUGACUCUGAGCUGUAGCAGUGAUGCAAACCCUCCUGUACUCACUUAUUCCUGGUUUAAGCAGAGAGCAGCUGCAGACACACUGCUGACAACAGGCCAGAAUUACACCAUCAGCAACAUCAGCUCCCAGCACAGCGGACUGUACUACUGCACUGCUCACAACCAGCUGGGACAGCACAACUCUACACCAACACGCCUGGACGUGUUAUAUUUCCCUAAAAACACCAGUGCAGUGGUUCUUUCUUCUGGAGACACAGUGGAAGGGGGUUCAGUGACUCUGAGCUGUAGCAGUGAUGCAAACCCUCCUCUUCUCAACUACACCUGGUUUAAGCAGAGAGCAGCUGCAGACACACUGCUGACAACAGGCCAGAAUUACACCAUCAGCAGCAUCAGCUCCCAGCACAGCGGACUGUACUACUGCACUGCUCGCAACCAGCUGGGACAGCACAACUCUACACCAACACACCUGGACGCGUUAUGCUCAGAGGAGAACACAGGUUUAAAAGUCAUCUUGGUGGGACUGGUCGUCUUCCUGGCAGUAACACUCCUCUCAGGAGCUCUGUGGAUGUGGAAGAGGAAGAGGAGCUCAGCUAAUGGCCACAGCAGCACUGGUGACGGCGAACAGCCUCCGUCUGCUGCUGUGUAUGAAAAUGUCCCAGCCUCAAACCUCAGAGGGAGAGUCGCCUCAGAUGAUCAGGAUAACGUUCACUAUGCCAGUGUUGUUUUUAACUCGCACACACAGGAACAGUCUCUGUCACCCAGACUUCCUCCAGACACCACAGAGGAAGAGGAUGUUCAGUAUGCUGCUGUGAACUUUAGCAGGAACACUGCUGCCAUCCAGCUCGUGGCAGACGAAGCGGCUGAAGAUUCAUCUCAGAUCUACAGCAAGAUCCAGAAAAUCACCAGAAAGAGAACGAGCUGAGAGAGAUGUGAUCGUUCUGUUCUGUAUCCAAACCUAACACAAGAAGAGGGGUGGCCUUGGCAUUUUAUCAGAGUAGCAGUAUUGAAAUUUCAGUAGUGUAUUGUAGUGCUUAUAUAGUACUGUAUGCUGUUUUACUUUAGAAGUUAUGCAGGUCAGGAUUUUAAAGAGGAAUUUAGAUUAUGAUUA
This is a messenger RNA of Pangasianodon hypophthalmus (striped catfish), 5907 nucleotides long. RefSeq names its product sialoadhesin-like. Bases 1 to 5721 code for a protein of 1906 amino acids. The record is from RefSeq and is a predicted model, not a curated record. Lineage: Eukaryota; Metazoa; Chordata; Actinopteri; Siluriformes; Pangasiidae. The transcript is spliced from 24 exons.